This is a messenger RNA of Fundulus heteroclitus (mummichog), 3627 nucleotides long. RefSeq names its product carboxypeptidase M (gene cpm). Gene Ontology annotation, molecular function: metallocarboxypeptidase activity; zinc ion binding. The record is from RefSeq and is a predicted model, not a curated record. Bases 270 to 1634 code for a protein of 454 amino acids. NCBI's taxonomy places the organism in Eukaryota, Metazoa, Chordata, Actinopteri, Cyprinodontiformes, Fundulidae. Gene Ontology annotation, cellular component: cell surface. The transcript has 11 exons. Gene Ontology annotation, biological process: proteolysis.
GAUAAUUGUUUUCUUCCUUUGCUGCCAAAUCUCCUGACCGGCUGAGACGGGCCGUAGUGAAUGAAACAGGAAGAGCCGGAGGACGUCUUAACCCACGUUUUGCAGGGCGGCUAAGCUCCGCCCCUCCUGGAGGGACUCAGGGAGGCGCCGGCGGUGAAUGAGCAGCGCUCCCUGAAGGAGCAGCGGACAGAUGCGUCGGUGUGCCGGUACCGGCGACUCGCUGAGCCCAGCUGGGACACGGCCGGUGGCGGACAGGUGACUCUGCAGGGAUGUCGUCAUCCCUCCUCUUCCUCCUCCUCCUCUUCGUCCCCACCUUGAUGCUGGAGUUCCGUUACCACAGCAACAGCGAGAUCGAGCAGUACCUCUUCCAGGUCAGCGCCGCCAACCCCGACAUCACACACCUGUACAGCAUCGGCAAGUCGGUCAAAGGACAGCAGCUAUGGGUGUUGGCUCUGGGCCUCAGCCCUCGCCACCACACCGUCGGCGUCCCAGAGUUCAAAUAUGUGGCGAACAUGCAUGGAAACGAGGUCCUGGGCCGCGUGCUCCUGCUCCAGUUGAUCGGCGAGCUGGUGCGAGGCUACCGUGACGAGGAAGCGUGGUCGCUGCAGCUGCUCAACAGCACGCGGAUCCACAUCCUGCCGACGAUGAACCCCGACGGGUUCGAUGAAGCGGACACGCACUGCCUGUUCAGCCGGGGAAGGUUCAACUACAACGGCGUCGAUCUGAACAGGGGAUUUCCUGACGCUUUCGCCGGUCUCAGAAAGCAGCAGCAGCUGAACGAGGAGCAGAGGGAGGCUGAGGUGAGAGCUGUGAUUGGCUGGUUGAAGUCCGAGACUUUUGUUCUGUCUGCCAACCUUCACGGAGGAGCAGUGGUGGCCAGUUACCCUUACGACAACAGCGACAGAGGUUUUGAUCUGACGGGGGCAGCCAGCGUCACUCCUGAUGACGACGUGUUUGUCCACCUGGCUAAGGUGUACUCUUACAACCACGCAUCCAUGCACCGGGGGGAUCUCUGCGACGACAGCGGACCUUUCCGGGACGGCAUCACCAAUGGAUACCACUGGUACCCUCUGGAAGGUGGAAUGCAGGACUACAACUACGUAUGGGCGCAGUGUCUGGAGCUGACUCUGGAGCUUUCCUGCUGCAAGUUUCCUCAACCGAAUGAACUUCCUGCUCUAUGGAUGGACAACAAAAAGGCUCUGCUGGCUUAUAUCCAGCAGAUCCACCUGGGAGUGAAAGGCCGAGUGUUCGAUGGUUCGGGAACGCCGGCGCAGAACGCAGUGGUGGAGGUGGAGGGUCGCAGCAAUAUGUGUCCGUUCAGAACCAACAAACACGGAGAAUAUUAUCGGCUACUGCUGCCUGGAAACUACACUUUCAAAGUGACAUAUGCAGGUCAUGACGUGCUGACAGAAACCCUCAGCGUCCCAUAUGGCCCAGAUCAGUACUCUGCAAUGAAACAUGACUUCAUGUUACGACGCACCGCUUCAACGACUGUCAGAGCUCCAGCUGAGCUGAACCCUACCUGUAAUUACACAUUACCCCCCAAAGGAGGAGGCGCCACAAGCGGCUCCGCAUGGACUGGACUGACAGUAGGGUUCGGCUUAGUAACAGUGUUGCAAUCGCUGAUAGACUGACGUUAUCCUGACAGAAAAUAUGGCCUCGCAGGAGGUGGUCACAGGAUUCAUUACAGCAGCAAUACUAAACGGUCUGUGACUCACUGAACCAAACUCAACAAGACCAAAACAAAGCAUGAAAAAGUUCAGAGGUAACCGAAAGGCAUGUAGAGACUGAAGUUGCUGCCAGUUUUGUGGCUCCAAAAACGUCAAGACUGAAGUCUGAAGCUGCUUAACGCGGAAGGAGAGGGUGCUGCCCAGUAUUGGUUCUUAAAAAAACAUUGUUUUAUCAACAUUAAUAACCAGAAAAAGCAGCAAAGAUUUCAAAAUGUAAGAGAAAUGAUGGCUGGAUUCCAUCUAUCUGUUUUAGUUUCAGGCUCUUAAUGUUUUUUUAAUAUAAAUGUGCAACACAUUUAACCAAAUUUUAAGUAUUCACAACUACUAAUAGAACGCUGACAUGAUGAAAAUUAGAUUUUUUUUUUUUUAUAUAUCUAACUGCCUUUUACCUAAAUUAUGUCUUAAAAGCUGUUAGACAACUAACAGCAAAGAUGUCAAGAUAAUUGUACAGUAUUUAUGUGACAUUAAUUUCAGAGAAGGUAUUACAACUUGCUACAAGCUACUGUGCUAACCAAAAAUUUAAUAAUCCCCUUUUCUCAGUAAAACUGUUUUUAAUCAAAAAAUAAGAUAACAGCUACAACAGAUUGGCCAUAUUUGUUAAAGCAGCAAGCUAGCUAACGCUACAGCUAAAAAAAAAAGUUUGGUCACAAUAAUUUGAAUAAUCUUUCACAGGAAAUUAUCCACAUUCAUGUGCUAACAACAUUUAAUAUCUCACAUUAUGUAUGCGUAAUAUGGGAAGACCGGAUGUCCCCGAUUUCCGGGAACUAUUCCCGAUUUUGACAACUUGUCCCGGGCUAAAGCUCUUCCCGGAAAUGUCCCCGAUUUCACCACUUAUAAACUUUAUUUUUAAACAAAAGUAAUAACAAUAAAUGCAACUUAUGAUUUCAAAGAAAAGAUCCUAUAUAUUUACUUUACUUAUCUAUUUGAGCGGCUAAUAGUAAAGGCAGUGGCUCAAUCCGAAUAACCUUAUAGAGUGAGGACUCUUUAGCCAUAGCAGAAGUGUUGUUAUCAAGAGUAAUCGUUAGCUAUUAGGUACCUAGCUAAAGCUUGAACAAAUGUUGGUCAUAUAUGUGUCAUAUAUGUUUUCUUUUUCACAAACUAUCCUUGUUUGUGAACUAACAUUGUAUGUUUUCACAUUCUAUUAAUAACUUAAUCCAAUCACCAAUUGCUUGCUGAAGCUAACCAGUUAGCAUCUCUGGUAAAACAGUUAGCAAUAGUUUUUACUAAUACUUAGCUUUUAGCAAAAUCACAUAUCUUAUUUUUAUGUAUUUACUGUCUGGAACAAUAGAUAUUUGAUUAUUGAUCUAAAAACGUUGUAUAGCCUUGGUUUUCUUAUUCAAUUAAAUUCCAAAAUACUUUAUUAAUCCAAAAGGAAAAUUAAAUAGCCACAUUCAUAUUAAAGCCAUAAUCCUGAAAAUUACAAGAAACAAAGUGUUAAAAUAUUUGUGACAAAAAUGUUUAACCUUUUCUAGCUAUAAAGUUAAAGCAGAUUUAGCUAUGAUACGUUUUUUUUGCCUUGAAUUGUUCACAGAAGGUUAUCCAGUUUUAUAAACCAACAUUUCUCUGUAGGUCUUGCUUCAUACAGAUUAUAACGAACCUACAGCGGAAGUAAAGUAGUAAUUAGUCAACCAAACAAGUCUAACGGCCUAGUUUGUUUUAGCUUUAGCAGUAUUUCAGAAAAUGUCUAAAUUAAGGCUAAUAACCCUGAAGACCCACAUUUUAGAUUGGUCAAUACUAGAUACAAUUUUUCUAUCUUUUUUUUUUUAGAUAUAUUAUGCCCUCAAGUGAUUUAAAGUGAGUGGAUCUUUCCAGUAACUUAAAUAAGGCCAUAAAUUUGAAUUUAAAAUGGAACCCGGGACACUGGAAAUUGCCAACAGUAAGUUAAGUUUUUUGUAAA